Molecule: messenger RNA, 1164 nt
Organism: Brugia malayi
Lineage: Eukaryota; Metazoa; Nematoda; Chromadorea; Rhabditida; Onchocercidae
Gene: Bma-nas-38
Product: CUB domain containing protein
Exons: 7
Coding region: 1-1164 (387 amino acids)
Biological process (GO): proteolysis; molting cycle, collagen and cuticulin-based cuticle
Molecular function (GO): metalloendopeptidase activity; zinc ion binding
Source: RefSeq, a predicted model, not a curated record
AUGAAGCAAAUUAUCAACAUUUUUCAAUGUUUCAUUUGCUUCUUCUCUAUUCAUUCAGUGGAAAAUUAUCGAACGCAGAAAGUAUCACAACGUACGUUAGAUAAUAUCAAACAACUUAUCACAUUAAAAGUACAAAGGCAAAUUGAAAAUAUCGAUAAUGCAUUAUUAGCCGAUCAAAUAAUAUUACAACGAAGAAAUCCUGAAGCAAAACGGCAUCAUAAUGAACUAUCGAUUAAUAAUCCGGAUGCAUACUAUCAAGGUGAUAUCGAUUUGUCGGAAAAGCAAGCCGAAAUGCUAAGCAAACAUUUGAAAAGUGAAAUUGUUUUGAAGGAAAAAGAAGAUGAAAUUAUACGUCAAAAACGAAGCGUUGGCCUUGAACCGUUUUACGUACGUUGGGAUCAUAGACGUCCUAUCAGCUAUGAUUUUGCCGAAACUAUUCCACUGGAAACACGGGCAAAAAUCCGCGCAGCAAUAGCAAUGUGGGAAGAGCGCACCUGCAUAAGAUUCCAAGAAAAUGGCCCAAAUAUAGAUCGAAUUGAAUUUUUUGAUGGUGGCGGAUGUUCAAGUUUUGUCGGCCGAACAGGAGGCACGCAAGGAAUUUCAAUUUCAACUCCAGGAUGUGAUAUAAUUGGUAUUAUAUCACAUGAAAUUGGUCAUACAUUGGGAAUAUUUCAUGAACAAGCACGUCUUGAUCAGAAAAAUCAUAUUUUUAUUAAUUACAAUAAUAUUCCACUGAGCCGUUGGAAUAACUUUUUUCCAAUAUCACAACAUGAAGCUGAUAUGUUUAAUUUACCCUAUGAUACGGGAUCAGUAAUGCAUUAUGGACCAUAUGGAUUUGCAACAGAUCCGUACGUACCAACUAUUACAACACGUAAUAAAUUUCAUCAGUACACAAUUGGGCAACGUGAAGGGCCAUCGUUUCUGGAUUAUGCAGCUAUUAACAUUGCUUAUCGUUGUACGGAACAUUGUGCUAAUAUACAAUGCGAUCAUAAUGGUUAUCCGAAUCCUAAUAAUUGUGCAAAAUGCCUAUGUCCAGAUGGUUUUGCUGGUAGUACCUGUCAAUUUGUUCAAUAUACAUCUUGUGGAGCUCUCAUUAAGGUAAACAUUAUUUAUUUAUUUUUUGGCCUCUUUUUUGAUCAACAAUAUUAUUAUACUAUAGGUUAA